AUGCCGUUGACGCGGUACCAGAUACGGAACGAGUACGGCUUGGCCGAUCCGGAGCUCUACAAAGCCGCCGAUAGAGAUGAUCCCGAGGCCUUGCUGGAAGGCGUCGCCAUGGCCGGCCUCGUCGGCGUGUUGCGUCAGCUCGGCGACCUUGCCGAGUUUGCUGCUGAAAUAUUUCAUGAUUUGCAUGAAGAAGUAAUGGCAACGGCUACAAGAGGCCAUGGUCUAAUGGUUCGCGUCCAACAGCUUGAAGCAGAUUUUCCUACAAUUGAGAAGGCACUUUUAUUACAGACUAAUCAUUCAUCAUUCUUUUCAAAUUCAGGUGUUGACUGGCAUCCUAAUUUGCUUUCGGAACAGAAUCUGAUCACCUGUGGAGACUUACCUCGCUUUGUAAUGGAUUCUUAUGAAGAAUGCCGGGGUCCUCCUCGGUUGUUCCUUCUGGACAAGUUUGAUGUUGCUGGGGCGGGAGCAUGUUUAAAGCGAUACACUGAUCCGUCAUUCUUUAAAGUGGAAUCAGCAUAUUCAUUGGCAUCAGCGGAUAUACAGAGAGAAAGGAAGGCCCGUAAAGUAAAGCACAAGAAAGGAUCACGCUGGAGGAAUGGUGAAACCCCAGAAGUUUUACUGCCAUCACAUGCUAAACUGCAUGAGUUAUUUCUGGAGGAGCGCAUUGAGAAUGGUUACAGUGACCCUGCUCGUCGUGUGAAAUUAAAGAGAAGACAUUUGAAUGGAUCUGCAGUUGACUCAAGAACCAGGAAAAGUUACAUGGAUAAAUUUGUGGAGACUCAUUCUCCAGAGUGUAGACAGAUUUGUGCAACUUCUGUUACAUCCCCGCCUCUGAAUUUGAGCUCAGAUAAUAACAAUGAGUCGGGGCUUAGAAUACUUGACAUUAGUAUUGUGAGUCCUGCAGAAAAGUCUCCAGAAAGGGGUAAUGCUAGUUCUUUGACUAAUGAACAAGAAGUUGUAUCAAAACAAUUGAUGGAUACUUCAUACGGGGGAUCUUUUGAUGGAGAAAUUGCAAAGGGGUCUGAACCAAAUUCUGAUGGUGAAAGUGACAACAGCUAUUCUAACCUUCAAAUGGUAGCAGUUGAUAAGGAAUUGGAAGUUGAUGGAGAAGACAAAACUGAAGGCAGUGUAGAAGGAUACAGUUCUGAUGAUUUGCCCAGUGAGGUAGAUAAUUACGUGGAUGCUCUUGCUACUAUGGAGUCAGAACUGGAUACUGACAAUGAGUCCAGAGCUAAGAGCAAUCUACCUUCAAUGAAGGUUAACAAAUGCAGGACAGUCUCUGAUGCAAAUGAGGAGGUACAUGUAGAGCUUCAAGCUCAAUCUUUGGAUUCUCAAUCAAAUGAGAACUCUUCUACAUCAGAUGACUGGAAUAAUUCAUUCGAAAGAGAUAGAGCCAGUUUGAACUCUGACACUUUAAGCAAUUUGGCUGAGAAUACACCUUCAGAGUGUGAUGCAGCAGCUAAAGAACCAGCCACUGAAACUUGUGGAUCUGAGGGUACAUGCAUUGAGGAAGGUGUGAUCCCUGGUAGGGAAAUGAGUCCGACUCAACAACAUCCAGACCUCGGAGCAACCUCUCCUGUGGCUUCAUAUGUGGGAUCUUUAUUAGAUGAAACAUCCUCUGAUAAAAUCAAAGUUGGUUCUGAAUCAUUUGGCAUCAAAGAAAAUGGGACCAAUCUGGAUCAUCUCAUGGCAGUUGUUCCCGAUGAUUCUUCCCAGGCUAAGGAUGAGUUCACAAGUACUUCUCCCACACUUCCUCUAGUUGAAGCAGAUGAAAAAAAAUUAUGUGCCACUUCUGAUGAUUUACCGCACUUGAAAAAUGUUGAAGAAUUGGUUUCUGUGAAUCAUAGUGGUAAUGAUUCUGUGAAUGAAGUGUUUCAGGCAAAAUGUGCUGAUGAAGAUGCUGUGGGAAGCUUCGCCAGUAGAAAGAUUGAUUCACCACAUUUAAGUAUUCCAUCAACAGAAGCACAGCUGUUCCCCGCAGCAAUGAAAGAAGUACAAACAUCUUCGGGUACUACAAUACGGCCUCAUAGUUCAGAUGUUGCAAAGCCUGUUUACAGGGUUUCUCAAGUUGAUGAUCCUUUCAAGCCAACUGCAUUCAAAUCUGGCGUUAUACCAUGGAGACGUAUCUCAAGAGAGUCAUAUCCUGAAGGGGAUGCUCCACAGACACAUGUCCCAAAAGAGCAGAAGGACGAUCCACAGACACAUGUCCUAAAAGAGCAGAAGGAUGAUCCACAGACACAUGUCCUAAUGGCCCAGAAAAUCUCUGAUUUAGAUGAGGAUAUGUCUCACUCUAAAGAGAAAUUUAACAUUGAAGAGAGCUGUAGGACUCUGGAUGAUGAGGAGAUAGGCUUAUUCACCUGCAAUGUUGAUUUAGAGGGAGGAGAUUCUGCUUCUAAAGAAAUUCCAUCAAACCCUCCAACAUAUUCAGGCCAUGGGGAUCAUGUACUUUCAGCCAAUAUAGAACAUGCAACAGUUCAUGUCGAAGAUGUGGCUGCAUCCUCUGCUGCUGUUGUCAAAUUUGAUGAUAUCAAUGAUUUCAUUGAUACAUCUCCAGGCGCCACCAAUGUUGAUGCAGAGGAAGGAGAUUCUGUUUCUUUAGAACUUCCAUCAAACUCUCCAACUUAUUCAGGCCUUGGGAAUCUUGUAAUUUCAGACAAUAUAGUACCUGAAACAGUUCAUGGAGAAGAUCUGUCCUCUGCUGCUGUUGCCAAAUCUGAUGAUGUCAAUGAUAUUGACACAUCUCCAGACACACCUUGUUUUCCACCAUUAAAUUCUAUGAAUUUGCAUGAAUCUCUUCUGGACUCCAGGGAUCCUCAUCUCAAAGAAUCUGAAAUGGAUGAAGUAGCUUCUCCAAAAUCCGUGUCAGACUCAGAAAUGCAUAAGGAAGUGACUGAAGUUGUUUCGCCAGAUUCAGAGUCAGACCCAAACAAAUCGGUUGCUUAUGAUCCUUCCAUUUCAGAGGUAAAUGAUGACGAUCAUAACAUCUCCCUGGAUGAGCAGAAUGAACUCGGCGUGACUGUCUAUGAUGCCCACACAGCCUCAACAUCUCUGGAAAUGAACAAUCAUGAGUCCCGGUCACAAUCUCUGGAUCAGAGUUGUGGAGAGUAUCCUGGGUCAUCAUCUACCUCUGCCCUUCCAGAAGCUGACCUCCGAGAAGCUGAAACAAAGUUAGAAACUUCGUUGGAAUUGCAAGCUAAUCAAGUUCAAAUGGAGAAUUUGGAAAUAGACAGAGCAAGUGAUCAGGUAGAAGCUGCCUUAGAGCUGUCACCGGAAUUUCAGUCUGAUGAACUGGGUAUGGAAGAUUCACAAGACGAUCAAGUUAGUACCAACUCAUUAAAUUCUCAACAGAUUGUGUUUCCUAGUCAGCCAGAUAAGGAGAUAUCCAAUCUACCAUCCACCGAUCAUAUCAUUCAAGAGACAUGCUUGGAUGCUUCCUCUGAAUCUUUGCCUGAAAACUCUCCUAGUCAACCUUCAACUUCAAAGUUCUUUACAGAAUCAGCAGGCCAGGAAACUGAUAUUUUAAAGCAAAAGGUGGAACCAUUAGAAUCUAUUCUUCCUAACUUAGUCCAGCCACCUGUGGUUGAUCUUGAGGGCACGCCACCAUUGCCACCCCUACCACCUAUGCAGUGGAGGUUAGGAAUGAUGCAACAUACUUCGCUAGCCUCACAUAGAGAUUUGGGUGGAGUUAGCAGUGGUACAUUCUUGCCAAUGCAGUCACUGAAAGCUGAUGAGAAAGCUCAAUUUGAUCUAGUGCCACAGAGAGAGCUACUGCAGCCUCAGAACCCAUUUUUAUCUCUCACAUCAGAAGAAGAUAUAGAGUCCCAACCCAUUUUUGAACCUGUUGUGGGCCAUGAGGUGUCUCCUGCCCCAUAUCCACAAGUACCAACAGAUAAUGAUUCCAAUCAUCAGUACAAUUUCCCUGAUUUAGGGGGAAUGCAAUUCUCAAGCUCAUUCAUAUCGAAGGUCUCUGGUGACAACACUGGACACAAUGACAUUGUUUCAGAGGGAGAGAAGGGUCUGUCAAGUUUGGAGCCAUUCACAGUUCCUGGCAGUGAAUCUUCGACAUCUACACAAGACCCUGUAUUGUUACAUAGGGAAAUUGUCUAUCCUCACCAGUUGAUGCCGGAAGGUUUAGAGCUUGAGGUACUUCAACAAUCAUUCAAUAAUUCGGAAAUGGAACAAGCUAGACCUCUUGCCGCAUUUGUGACAGCACCAACUGUGGAAGAUGAGCAGCCUCAGCAUAGUUUGCCAACAACAGAGGGAGGACAGGUUCAUUCUACUUCAAAGCCAUUAAUAAUACCAGGAACUGAAUGCACAACUUCUGAACUUGACUCUUCAUUUCCUCAUGGGGAAACUAUCCAACCCCCGCAGCAAGUAACACAGGAUUCAGGUCUAGAGCCUGAGGAUCUUUGCCGUUCAUUGAGAAUCUCAGAAAGGGAACAAGAAAAGCCUCUUGCUACAUCAGUGACAGCGACAACUACGGUAGAUGAGAAGCCUCAGUAUGGUUUGUCAACAUCAGGGGGAGAAACAGCAUGGUCAUCAAAUACUUCUGAUGUAAUGCCGGACUCAGAAGUUGCAAAGUCUAAUGGAACUGUGAAUAAGAUCCCUCGUCCUAGAAAUCCCCUCAUUGAUGCUGUCACUGCUCAUGGCCAAAGCAAGUUGAAAAAGGCAAGUGAACGAAUUCAGCCUCAGAUUGAACCAAAGGUAGACGAAAGAGAUUCAUUUCUGCAACAGAUAAGAACUAAGUCCUUCAACCUGAAGCCUGCAACUGUGACAAGAUCCGCACCACGACCCAACAUUCAGGGUCACAAUCCCAACUUGAAGGUCAUCUCUCUCUUAGAGAAAAAAGCAAUUGCAAUCCGCCAGGCAUUUGCGGGAAGUGAUGAGGAUGAUGAUGACAGUUGGAGUGAUUCUUAGAGGAUUUAUUUUACGUCAACUUUUCACCCUGCAGUUAUUGUCUCGAACUGGCUGGUGGAUUCUCUUGCACCAGACAGCGUUUCUGUAGCUUGUAUUAUACGACCCCCACUCUCUUGCUGAAACAAAUAUUUGUAGUGUCACUCAGCGAAAUCUAGUGCAAGGCAAAAUGCCUAUAUACAAGAUGAAGCUGUAGCUCAGCGUGGAAGCGCGGCACAGUACCAAUCAACUUCUACAUAUAGCCAUAUUAUUAAGAUCUUGACAGGUGUAAAUUGUUGGAGUGCUAUAAAGUAGCAUGUAGCGUACUGAUAAUGAAAUUUUGUAAUGUUUGUACGUAAUGGUUCUGUAGUGCAUAUAUAAGUAUAUCCAUCAGUCCAUGUACUGUGUAUCGUGUUCAUAUAGCCAUGUCAAGGUGUUGAAGUAUUUUUGGGUGC
Messenger RNA from Fragaria vesca subsp. vesca, 5348 nucleotides. RefSeq lists its product as uncharacterized. Gene Ontology annotation, cellular component: cytoskeleton. Gene Ontology annotation, biological process: positive regulation of Arp2/3 complex-mediated actin nucleation; actin cytoskeleton organization. Lineage: Eukaryota; Viridiplantae; Streptophyta; Magnoliopsida; Rosales; Rosaceae. The record is from RefSeq and is a predicted model, not a curated record. The transcript has 9 exons. Gene Ontology annotation, molecular function: protein kinase A regulatory subunit binding; Arp2/3 complex binding. The coding region runs from base 1 to 4917 and encodes 1638 amino acids.